AUGCCUCUACUCGAGGACAAACAGCUCAGAAUCAUCAUUGCCGGAGCCGGGAUCGGCGGCCUCACCACUGCAUUAUCCCUCCAUGCAGCAGGCUUCACAGACAUCCAUAUCUUCGAGGCAGCCUCCAACCUCACGACCCUAGGCGUCGGCAUCAAUGUCCAGCCCUCAGCAGUCUUGAUCCUCAGAAAUCUUGGUCUAUUGCCUGCUCUCAGAUCAACAGCCAUUGAAACCAAAGAAUUGAACUUUUACAACCGUCACGGAGAUGCCAUUUUGAGCGAACCCAGGGGCGAGAGUGCUGGAUAUGCAGUACCUCAAUUCAGCAUUCAUCGCGGCGAAUUUCAGAUCUUGUUGCUGGAUACUGUCAAAGAACGUUUGGGCGCUGAUCGUGUGCACUUAAGCCAUGCCCUUGCAAGUUUCGAGCAAGAUGAGAGUGUGCAAGGAGACAGCCCUACUGGGACAAUUACAGCACGCUUCGUACGAAAAGGUGAUUUGGCUCUGCAACCAGAGAUCCCGGAGAUGACGGGUGAUGUUCUCAUUGCAGCUGAUGGAAUCAACAGCGUGGCUCGCAAACUCCUUUACCCGGACGAAGGCCCACCACGCUUUUCUGGCCGUAUUCUCUGGCGUGGAUGUCUUGAACAGGAGCCUUAUCUCACAGGAGCAUCAAUGGUGUGGGCAGGCCACGCAGAUCAGAAGUUCAUCGCCUACCCAAUCUCGGGCACCUCAAUGCGCAAAGGCAAGAGUUUAGUCAAUUGGAUCGCAGAACUACGUAUCCGCGACAAGAACGACCCUGACCUUACUCCUCCUCCAGUGGAUUGGACAAACACAGUACCCAAAUCAAAAUUCGAAGGCCCAUUCCAGGACUGGCGUUGUGGUGGUCUGAGCAUGAAACAGCUCAUCGACGACACAGACAAAGUCUACGAGUUCCCCAUGAGCGACCGCGACCCAGUGGACCGCUGGAGCUUCGGUAGACUCACACUCCUCGGUGACGCAGCUCACGCUAUGUACCCUAUUGGCUCGAACGGAGCGUCCCAAGCCAUCAUUGACGCCGAUGCCUUGACCCACUGCCUAACAAACAACCCUCGAAACAUUUCUCUGGCCCUGGAGCAAUACCAAGCCAUCCGCCUUCCUCCCACCGCCAAGAUUGUUAUGGCAAACAGAGCAAAUGGCCCUGAUCACGUCCUUCAACUCGCUCACGAACGUGCUCCAGAUGGAUUCAAGGAUAUCUAUGAUGUGAUUCCCAAGGAAGAGUUGGAGGGUGUGGGCAAGCAGUAUAAGUUGAUUGCGGGCUUUGAGAUGGAUUCGGUUAACAAGAAGGCAAAAGAAACGGAAGGAGUGGCCGAGAAGGCGGGGUUAAAGAGUCCGGUCAAGUGGACUGUAAGUGGAAAGAGCUGA
Aureobasidium vineae is the source of this 1392-nucleotide messenger RNA. NCBI's taxonomy places the organism in Eukaryota, Fungi, Ascomycota, Dothideomycetes, Dothideales, Saccotheciaceae. The record is from the annotation of a GenBank genome assembly.